Molecule: messenger RNA, 750 nt
Organism: Echinostoma caproni
Lineage: Eukaryota; Metazoa; Platyhelminthes; Trematoda; Plagiorchiida; Echinostomatidae
Source: the annotation of a GenBank genome assembly
AUGGAGAACGGAUUCCAUCCUGCCAUGUUGAAAAUGCUGACCGAGAAAUAUUUUCCCAUCGAAUUCGACUCGCUGUUACCGGUAGAGGAGAAAAUUCCACACAUGCUAGACUGGUGGGCCAUGACACAUCAGAUAAUUGUGGAUUGUGGGAUUCAUCGCAAUGCUUUGGCGAAAACUGUUCGUGAAUGUAAUCUGGUGUUAAGAGAUAAAGUCAAAGAAUUCACGGAUCUGUUACACCAGCACCAAAUACCACUCCUUAUUUUCUCGGCUGGUUUGGGUGACGUUAUUCAACUAUUGUUGCAACGCUUCACCAUGUGUACAGACAAUGUACGCGUCGUGUCCAACUUUAUGAUUUUUAACGAUGAGGAUGUUCUGGUGGGUUUUGAGGAACCAGUUAUUCAUACAUUCAAUAAAUCAGCAUCCAGCAUACCUGCACUAAUUUCCGCGGGUUCACAGGCCACACCCAGGCGAACUUCUGUCUUGUUGUUGGGUGAUUCGACUGGGGAUGUGCAUAUGGCUGAUGGAGCAACUGUGGACGAUCCGGAGGGCCUUUGUGGAAUUGUGUUGCGAAUCGGUUUCCUAAAUGAUCAGGUGGAGAAAAAUCUCGACAUAUACAAAUCUCUGUACGAUAUCGUGCUAGUUGAUCCCGCGAAUUUCACAAUACCCUUGUCAAUCGUUCGAUUCGUCCUCCGGCUGGAUGAUACUCCUGAUUCUCGUGGAGAGGCCCUGCCGAACUCAUCCAGGGACUAA